Necator americanus (New World hookworm) is the source of this 927-nucleotide messenger RNA. RefSeq lists its product as uncharacterized. The transcript has 8 exons. The coding region runs from base 1 to 927 and encodes 308 amino acids. The record is from RefSeq and is a predicted model, not a curated record. Gene Ontology annotation, cellular component: membrane. Lineage: Eukaryota; Metazoa; Nematoda; Chromadorea; Rhabditida; Ancylostomatidae.
AUGGAUCCAAAUGAAUACGUACGACCAGUGUUAAUAUUCUUGAACACAAUAGUUCUCAUUACAUAUCCUCUUCAUUUGGUUUUCGUCGUAUCUUUAAUCCGUAAUCGACAUUCCAGUGCUCUUGGAACACCGUUUCAUCAUCUUUUAUUGAGUGUUGGGAUUUCUGACUUAGUUAGUGCUACUGGAUACUUGUUACUACAAGAACCAGCAUGGCUUGGAAUAGCAUCACAUUUCUAUCUAGGAAAUGCAUGGUGGAUCGCUAAGGUGGUCAACAUUUGUGGUAUCGCAAUAUCGAAUGUUCCUGUAUAUAUUCAUUUCUUCCUUGCUGUUAAUCGUUUAACCGCUGUACGAUUACCGGCUGAGCAUUACCUUAUCUGGAGAUAUCCAACAGUUCACAAGAUCACCUAUAUCGUAUGGACUAUUACGAUAUGUAUCUCAUUGCCAAUGAUUUAUCCCAUUGAGUUCCAAGGAUAUCAGAUGUAUAACGGAGGGAUUCAAAGUGUCGCGUUUCAUUUUAUAAAUCCUCUACCUGCUAAAAUGUACACACUUUACGUAAUGUGCUUAAGUGCUCUUAUUUUCCCAACCAUUAUUAUUUACAUUUACCUUCUAACGUAUAUAUGGUUCUUAAAGUUCGUGUCCAGAAAUAAACAGCAUAUCCAAGCAAUCGUCGUCAAGAGUACUGUAGCUGUUUUCUUCACAAGCAUAGGUGAUGUUAUCCUCGCUACUGUACUUGGAUCCCAACAACUGUAUUGGAUUCUGUAUGAGAAGGACUUGUUAGAUCCUCCAACCUUCUGGUUAGCAUUCAAAAUAGGACGUGAUUUGCACAAUAUAGCUACACCAUGGGCUAUGCUGUUACUUUUUAAAAGACUACGAAAGUCCAUUAUACACGGGACCUCAUCGAGAAACUCAAAUACGGUGAAACUCUAG